AUGCCUAAAUACCAGUCAUCGUGUUCCAUCGCGCAGGCGUCGUCUCAGCUUGAGGCGGGGGAAAUGGUUGGGGGGGGAAUGGUUGGGGAGGAAAAGCACUUGCCUCCAGGUCAGACUGAGAUGCCCGAUCGUGAUGUCCAUAUUCAGAAACUCGGAGAUGCGGGAGCCCAGGACGAAACGAGACAUCUCGCCGGCCUCAAAUUAUUCUUCGCCAUGACAAGCAUUACCCUCCUGAUACUCCUUACAAUGCUAGACAUUUCCAUCAUUGGCACCGCUGUUCCGCAAAUAACGAGUGAUUUUCACAGCUUAGAAGACAUCAGCUGGUACAGCGGUGCCUAUCAGCUAGCGAGUGCAACAGUUCAGCCUCUCACAGGCAAGAUUUACACAUAUUUCAGCAUCAAGGUUCAUAUUUUCUGGAACUCGUAUAAAGUGAAUCUCUGGGCUAACACAGCUCAGUGGACACUACUUGCUUUUGUCCUGAUAUUCGAAAUAGGUUCCGCAAUCUGUGGAGCAGCUCAAUCCUCUCCAAUGCUCAUUAUUGGUCGUGCUGUAGCCGGGCUUGGAUGUUCCGGUCUAAUGAAUGGAUGCCUCACGCUCAUAUUUGGAGCCAUAACCCCGGAGAAACGAACGUUCUACACUAGUAUUGCUAUGGGAGUUGGCCAGAUAGGCAUUGUCUUCGGUCCAUUCCUUGGGGGCAUUUUCACUGAACAUGCUAGCUGGCGUUGGUGUUUCUACAUUAACCUUCCGUUAGGCGGACUUGCUGCCUUGUUGAUCCUGGUCAUAGCGAUUCCUGAUCAGAUCCAGAAAGAGACUGUGAGUUUGUCUCUGCUUGCUAAACUACUUCCCGACUUUGACCUAUUCGGCUUCGCACUGCUCGCUCCUGCUUCAUUGAUGCUUCUCUUGGCGCUGCAGUUCGGUGCAAGUGACUACAGCUGGAACUCUGCAACAGUCAUCGGCCUGUUUUGCGGAUCCGCGUUAUCAACUGGGCUCUUCAUUGCUUGGGAGAGGCGGGUUGGUGAAAAGGCAAUGAUUCCUCUUCGUAUCCUAUCUCAGACAACGAUAUGGACCAGUUGUCUUCAUUAUGCCUUUCUGAUUGCUGUUACGACCGGAGGGGGUUACUUCUUGCCAAUUUACCUCCAGUCGGUUAAAGGGCUGUCGCCUACUAUGAGUGCGGUCUACAUGCUUCCAACAAUCCUGCUCUCGGUGGUUUAUGUCAUCCUUUCCGGGGCCUUGAUGCCAAGAUUUGGGUAUUACGUUCCCUGGGCAGCGCUGGCAUCUGGUGGAACAGCUAUUGGCUGCGGUCUUAUCUCUACCUGGACCCCGAAUAGCACACUCGGACAUCUGAUCGGCUACCAAAUUAUCUUUGCUCUCCGUGGAUUAGGAAUGCAGAUGUCCACAGUAGCUAUUCCGAACGCUCUCCCCCCUUCGGAAAUUGCCAUCGGUAACUCGAUGCUUGUCUUCAGCCAAAGCCUUUUUGGGGCUAUUUUGGUCACUGCCGCGAACACAGUCUUUCAAGAAAUCCUCAAGACUAACAUCAAGAAUGAGACCCCAUCUAUUGACCCUAUUGCUGCCAUUGCUGCCGGUGGAAGCGCUGAGGCGGUCAGAUCUCUUGCUCCAUCUGGUGGCGAUCUCCUCAGAGCUGUUCUCAAUGUAUACUCUAAAAGCGUGGGGUAUGUCUAUUAUCUACUAAUCGGUGCAUGUGUCGUCUCGCUGGUCGCCUCUUUCGGUAUGGGCUGGGUAGAUGUUAGGAAGAAAAAGCUCACUGGCACAGUUCCCAAGUAG
Messenger RNA from Clonostachys rhizophaga, 1782 nucleotides. The record is from the annotation of a GenBank genome assembly. NCBI's taxonomy places the organism in Eukaryota, Fungi, Ascomycota, Sordariomycetes, Hypocreales, Bionectriaceae.